CUGGGUUGAGUCCAAUGUGACACGUUACUGCAGACGAUCACAUUGACAUCAACUUCACUAUUUUAGAUUAUUUAAAAAUGAAGGACGCACACAAACAUGAAAUAAAGUGUGUCUGUUGCGUAUGUUAAUUUACACACAUGAGAUCAGAAAUAGCAGAUGCUAUUUGUUCUGAUUGCAAGAAAGGGGCCAUAAUUUCCGUACGACAAGGCAAUGGACGACUCCAAUGUAGAUCGUAUUUCACCGUGGGCAUCGAACAACUAUGCUGGAGCGAGCGGUGAAGAUGAACCAAGUAGCUCCGUUCAGUCCUCUGGGACAGAACAAGAUAAUGAUACCCCAGAUUUCUCUGAAAUGUCACCAGCUACGUUUGUGCAGGUGGCCUAUAGGACAGAUCGGAGAUCAUAUCAGCCAUGUCGGUACCCAGCAGACAGUUACACAGUCCAGCCGGGCCAGGUUGGUUCCAGUCACCUGUAUCAGGUGGCAGAGUCCUCCUUCGAUCAGGACCAGGAACCGUUCUCGGACCUGAACACGGGAAACGAGGCCCAGAUCCUUCAGGGCAGCUUCAGUAGAAGUCACACAGAGACCAGCAGCUCUGCUGGACAGAUAGAGCCUCGCUACCAUGUCUCCCGCCUGCUUCACAACACGGACCACCAGAUGCCGACACGGCUGAUGACGGUUGACGUGGACAGCACGGUGGGACAUUCCGUCGGUAAUGGCACCAUGCAACGUCAGCCUCUGGUCCCUAGACCCAUCAGGCCACAUAUGUCGAGUGUGUCUGGGCUGUCAUACACCCAGGGUGAGGUGUCGGCCUCAGAUGACCCUCCCAGUACCAGUCAUUACCUGAACAAUCGGGGUCAAGGUCACAGGAACAAUCUACAGGUCUACCAGAGAGGUUCCCAGAAUGAGGACUGUAUGGAGGCUGCAGUGAGUUCUCUGUCAGGGUCCGUGUCGAACGAGGCAGAGGUCCACCAUCAGGGCAUGGGGCAUCAACAGAAGCCCGCCCUGUUGGAGAUUGAGAGGGGUGAACCCGACACCACGCAGGAGGAUGACGCCUAUGACAUGGACAACCAAUACGGCAGUGAUAUGGACUCUGAUAGAGAGCCUGUACAACUCAGCGGUCACUACUCUAUCGUUACCUGCCAACCACAGUCUUACACUACACUGGGGUUACCGGCCAGCCAGUCCAGCCAAGUUACGCCAUCCAGUCUGCCUGUGUCCUUCCCUGCUUCCACUAUCUCUUUGAGCUUUGUUUCCAACUCUACGGGCCCUGUUUACAGCCACAACCACCACCUUUCAUCCGUUAGCCAGCAACAUCAGCAGCUCUUAGCACAUGAUAUUCACAUUCAAAACUUGCCAGCCAAUCAGAUGCCAGUUUCUCUUUCAUCAGCCAAUCAGAUGGUCGCUUCACUGUCAUCAACCAAUCAGAUAUCAGCCUCAUUUUCAUCAGCCAAUCAGGUGCAAGCUGCCAGUUCUUCACUGUCUUCAACCAAUCGGAUGCCAUAUUCAAGUUACCAAGUUGUUCAGUCCAUGAAUUCAGCAGUCAGUCAGUCUGUUUUUGACAUUGAACCAAGCACGGUGGAUUCUCAUAUGCAUGCCGUUGCUGGACCUAGCCACAUAAAUGGUUACACAGCACAAGAACUGAGUAGAAUCAGUCCUGAUCAGGCUACACCCAGCUCUUCAAAAACAAGGCGUGUGGGCAGAAGGAAGUCAAGCCGUAUAGCCGAGAUUGAUGAUGAUCCAGCAACAUACAGGAAGCCCCACUACCAGCCCACGCAGUAUGACCCAAAUGAGAUUUGGUGUGACGAGUGCAUGCGUACCUAUGAGGAAGAGUGCCCCACCCACAAGCUGGUCCCCCUCAGUGACAAGAUCGUGUUUUCCCGGGCCUGGGCCAGUCUGCCAAGCCCCCUGAGCAUCUUCAGGAUUGACAAGAAGGGGGGCAAUGAAACAAUGCUGGGAGUGUUUGCCAAGCGACCAAUCGCCAAGCAGAUGCAGUUCGGUCCGUUCGUAGGCGACCCCGUGUCAAGUAAGGAGGAAGUGGCCAAUCAGGAGUUUGUGUUGAUGGUGGAGCAGGCAACUGGAGAGGCCAUAUUCUUUGACACGAGUGACGAGAAUUGUUGCAACUGGAUGAUCUUUGUGCGCCCAGCGGCCGACUUCUCGGAGCAGAACCUGGUGGCCUACCAGCAUGGCGCUGACAUCUUCUUUACUACAACCAAGGCUAUUGAGCCUCGAGAGGAACUGAAGGUGUGGUACGCAGCCCACUACGCCACUCGAUGGAAUCUCCCAUAUCACAUGCCCACAGAGAAAGACAUACAAGAUAUAAUUGAGAGAGAGUGCAAACACCAGUGUUACGAGUGCCCCAAAAGAUACAGGACUCUGCAAGCCCUGCAGAAGCACAUGAUCGUUCACGAGGCAGGUGCCCGGAGCCCUGACAGCCUCUACGAGCCUUCGUCCAGCAACCAGCUCCACCUAGACGGAACCCCUGGGCGGCGCAAGAGCUGCAUACCCACACACAUAAAGCAGAAAAUCAUCCAGGCCAAGAAAGCCAAGGAGAUUACAACAGCUGAUGCUGCCAACGUGGGGACUGCAGCCUCCAGUUCAGGGGUCUACCAUUGGAAGAAAACAUCAGCUAACAUCUACCUUAACAAAACCCUUAAAAAGUACCAGAAGCGACAUGGAGCAGAGAUCAUGAGACGCAACAUCCAGUCUCAGCAUCAGCAGCAGCAGCAACAUCAACUGCAGCAGUUUGAAUCUCAGAAUCCUGAAGAUGAAAACUGCCAAGAGAGCAAAGAAGAUAACGCCGAUGAUUCUGAUGGUAUGCAGCAAUCCAUAGGGGGUAUCUCGUGUUUUUACUGCAACAUGGUCUUUGACAACAGCUCUCUGUUCAGCCUACACUUGCUCUCCCAUAACCCUCCAGACCAGGCUACUAUGACCUCUGGUUUCUCCACAAGCCAAAUGGAGCAGCUUGGAUCCCUGCUUGGUCUUGGACCCACAAUCACCUCUGAGGGGGCAAGCGUGACCAACGAGGCCUCGCACCUGUACCUUUGCCCGGCCUGCCCCAAACAGUUCUUUCAGAAGACCGAGCUCAUAUCACACGUGAAACAGCAUGCGAAAAGGCGACCAGCGAGUAUGAAAUCUGACCCAGAUCCAAAACGACCUUACCAGUGCGAGGUUUGCAAUAAAUCAUUCUCGACAGAGGAUAGACUUGAGAUGCACGCCGAGAUUCAUCAGAUAGACCAGGCCAAGCCUCUGCAGUGCAUGCACUGUUACAAGAGGUUUGUCAACAAUUCGGCCCUGUCCUGCCAUCUGAAGACACACAGCUCGCUGAAAUACUACCAGUGCCCCAUCUGCAACCUGGGAUUUGACCACACGACCGCCAUGCGGGAGCAUAGCUACUUGCACGCAAACCCCAACGGUUCCUUCAACUGCCCCGAGUGCAACAAGGUGUUUCAGGAGUUCCUGGUGCUCAAGAGACACAUGCGAGGUUUCCAUAGUAACCGGGAGUUUCGCUGCGGCGAAUGCGACCGGGCUUUCCCGCGACUAGAUAAGCUGAAACUUCACUCGCUGACCCAUACCUCCGAGAAGGAAUUCAUGUGUGAAUCAUGUGGAAAACAGUUCAAGCGCCGUGACAAGCUAAAAGACCACAUGCAUCGAAUGCACUCGGAUGAACGAGUUGAGAAAGACCGCAUGAAAGCAAUGAAGCCCAUAACAAGGAAAUUCAUCCCCAAAGUGGCCCCUACAGAGUUCCACAGGUUCAUCUACAAGUGCCAUGUAUGCAUGCUGGGCUUCAAACGUCGGGGCAUGCUGGUGAACCACAUUGCAAAACGUCAUCCGGAGAUCAAGUUUGACACUGUCCCCGAGCUGAAUCUUCCGAUACUGAAGACGCAGCGCGACUACUACUGCCAGUACUGCGACAAGGUCUACAAGUCCAGCUCCAAGCGCAAGGCCCACAUCCUCAAGAACCACCCCGGCUCAGAGCUUCCCCAGAGCGGCCGGAAGAAAUCCGGGCUUACUGAGAUACCCGGAAUCCCGAACCCGACGUACUCGCAGACCGUGGGUAGUAUCACCACCAUGCCUCACCAGUGCAAGUUCUGCCACAAGCAAUAUGCCAGCAAGGCCAAGCUUCUGCAGCAUAUGCGCAAGAAGCACCCAGGCACUUGCCCCGACGCCCAACGUAACCCCAUCAUGCUGACAAAGAUGGAGGACGGGUCCAUGGAGCAUGAUCACGAACUCAUGGUGGAGCACUACAACGGGGGAACUGAGCAACCCCAGGAGAGUGCACAGGCUACUGACCUACUUACACAGGCUAUGAGCGAACUGACCCAGUCUGUGGAGUUCAGACAGAUCACCGGGGGCAACCCAGGGGACGGUACCACGUACCUGGCCACCAGGCUGGCAGAGGGCACACCUACCAUGGUGCAGAUUCAGACCUCCGGGGCGGGGUCCAUAACGACUGAUCUGGCCCACUUGAGUCAGGCCUUAAAUCAGUUUGCUCCCAACCAGGCCCAUCUGCCCAUUCAGGUGCAAGUGUCCUCCAGUGGUGGCGGGGCACAGAUCCAGAUCCCUAUCCUCACGAGUCAGACGGGGCUGCCAGGAACCACACAGAUUGUUACCAUGGAGACCGCGGACGCCGACGGGAACCCACAGCAGAAUCAGGUGUGCUUCCCGUCACUAAAUUUUGUGUCUGGAACAUACCUUCCAAAAAACUGGGUACACUACAAGACCAUUGGGAAAAAUUGAGUAACUUUCGUAUAAGCAGGACUAACUCUGCCAUUUGUUAAAUAAGCCAAUGGCUACACAUUGACACAUUUUGCUGAAGAAAUAUCAGGUUGUCUACACAAUUUUCUUCAUAAAAACCCAUGGAAUAGCCAAAAUGACAAGAUUAUUGCCCUAGCAAAUCAAUUUUGGGUAAAGGAAAUGUUGGGUCAGGGAAAGCCCUGGAAUGUCUGUAUUAAUUGUUUACAAAUCUAUUUUUAGGUAUUGUGAUGUACAUUUUUAGAAUGACUUGAUAUCUGGUCUUCAAAUUAAGUUGUUCAAUUUUAUGUCACUGUGCUAACUUCUUGUUCCAUUAUAAUAAUUUAUAUCAUGUUUAUGUUUGUAUCACUGAAUUGUUUCAAACUCUCUGUGGUGUUAAGAAGUGAAUUGUUGUACAUUUCUUGACGGAAUGUUUAAGGUUGUUUCCAUCAAUUGGUUAUACCAUGUUAUGCAAACGUAAUUAUUUAAUAUGAUCUGUUAGAAAUGUGUUUUGUCCAUUUGAUGGGACUGUGUCCCUGUUCCUUUUACUGAUUUUAGUUGUAUUUUUGUAUACCCCCAGUAGGGUGGCAUAUAGUCAGUAUGUCAGUCCGUCCGAAAACUUUAAAGUAACAAUCACGCUAAAAAAUAUCGAAUAUUUCGUUAAAUAAAGCUAACCCAUAAAAAAAACAAUGUUCCUUUUAGCAAAAUGCAAAAUUUCAACGUUAGAUGUUGUCUGGUUGAAUUGAUUUAACGAGAUACAAAAUGCUUGUUUUUAUUUUUUUGUAGCCACAAAUAAUUCCAUUUAUAUCUCUCGUGAAAUAUCCGAACAUUUACGGGCGAACACGAGAUUGGAUACAGUAAGCGUCGGAAGCAUGAAUAAUCAUUCUGUGAAAUCAAAAUGAAUUCUGGGUAAAUGGAACUUAGCGAAUGCGAAAAUGGCUUGUAUAAAUUAUGCAAAUGAACGCAACCCGAAUGAAUCCGAUCCUGACUCAAAAGCGAAAGUAGAUUACAUCGUGGAACGAUAUUUAGAUAUUUAGAUGCUUAAAACUUGCGGAAUGCUUGUAAUAUAACGUUUUUACAUCAAUGUUACUUUUUUUUAGGGUCUUCCUAUUGUAAUUAACCAUCGUAUGGUACUACUUGUUGUCGAAUGUUUUUAUAUAGCAUAAUACAGUAGCCGUAUGUAUUGGUUAGCGUGAUAGUGACUUUAAUGGUCAUAACUUUUUCAAUUCUAGUAUUUCACAUAGCAACUUGAUAUUUGGCAUGCAUGUGCAUCUCAUGGAGCUGCACAUUUUGAGUGGUGAAAGGUGAAAGUCAAGGUCAUCCUUCAAGGUCAAAUAUCUAAUAUAUGGCGUCUGUCCGUCCGUCCGAAAACUUUAACAUUGGCCAUAACUUUUUCAAUAUUGAAGAUAGCAACUUGAUAUUUGGCAUGCAUGUGUAUCUCCUGGAGCUGAACAUUUUGAGUGGUGAAAGGUGAAGGUCAAGGUCAUCCUUCGAGGUAAAAUGUCAAAUAUUUCGUCCGUCCGAAAACUUAAACAUUGGCCAUAACUUUUUCACUAUUGAAGAUAGCAACAUGAUAUUUGGCAUGCAUGUGUAUCUCGUGGAGCUGCACAUUUUGAGUAGUGAAAGGUCAAGGUCAAAAUAAAAAUCAUUUCUCCAUUCAAUCUCUUACUUACUUCUCGUGGAGCUGCACAUUAUGAGUGGUGAAAGGUCAUCCUUCAAGGUCAAAAGUCAAAGCUUCAAAGCGGCGCAAUAGGGAGCAUUGUGUUUCUGACAAACACAUCUCUUGCUUUAGUUGAAACAAUUUGUUUUCAUUUGUCGAUGUCAAACAUGGUAUAAAUGGAUAGUACGCAAGUAAAUUUUUGAUGUAUCACAUAGUAAUGGAUAGUCUGCAAGUAAAUUUUUGAUGUUACACAUAGUAAUGGACAGUAAGCAGUUUGUUAAUUUAACAACACUAAGUCGGUGUCUUGUACAACCCUAGUAAGCUUUAUGUCCUCCACCAAAGGCUGAGGGAUGUAGUUUUGGUGUUGUCCGUCAAUCCAUCCGUCAAAUCGUCAGUCACAAACAAUUUAGGGUAAUAUCUCAGAGACUAUAUAAGAUUUCGACAUGAAAUGCCUUAAUUUUGUUGAUAUUAUUUGCAUCAUGGAAUAUCAGCACCUUGUGUUUUUAUAGCUUUUGACCUACUUUUGGCAUGGGUCACAUUCAUUCACCUUUUCACAUAUCACAUGUUGUGAAUUAAAAGUUGUCUGUAAUAUAACAAUGUAGGCAUUUAUAUUCGAUUCAUUUAGACUACCUUAACAUUUAAGUACAAUUAUAUCAAGUCCAUCUUAUAAGUUAAUAUAUUGCAUAUCAAAUAUUAAGUACCUAUGAAUUAUUAAAAAAUACAUGGAAUUCAAUUUUGCCUUGUUUUGUGUUUUUGUUCUAUCCACCUAAUUAGAUGUUACCAUUUUCAUAUAUUUUAAAAUGUCUUCAAAUAUACUGACUUUAUAAAGUGAUUGUGAUUGCUUAUUAUUCAAGUUUUUAAUACAAAACACUACUAGCACUUAAAAUAUUCUCCAAUCUAUUGACAUAAUUAAUGGUUAUUGAUAGUUUACACUUAACUUUAAUAAAACAUUUUACUACUAGUAGACCUACAUUUAUUAGAUCCCUUUACAGUUGCAAAUAUGCAUCCCUUUGAAGUGAUGAUGCAUUCCUAAGGAUUUUCUUCCUCCUUUGUUUUGGUAGAUUAGAUUAUAAGUUAAGAUGCAUGAAAUGUUUUAACAGAACAUAUUUUUUGGUUUUGUUGUUGCUAAGUUCUUGAUUGUAUUGCUAUGUUCUUGAUAGUUAUGUUUAUUAUUCAUAUAUUAAAUAACAUGAAUCAAUA
Dreissena polymorpha is the source of this 7588-nucleotide messenger RNA. Its product is annotated as PR domain zinc finger protein 10-like. Gene Ontology annotation, molecular function: protein binding. Bases 211 to 4734 code for a protein of 1507 amino acids. The record is from RefSeq and is a predicted model, not a curated record. Gene Ontology annotation, cellular component: nucleus. The transcript has 23 exons. Lineage: Eukaryota; Metazoa; Mollusca; Bivalvia; Myida; Dreissenidae.